AUGGCCAGUUCAAGGUCAAGACUGCGUUUGAAGGAACUGGAGAGUUACCUAGAAGAUGUUGAGACGUUUGACAAACCAAAGAUUCUCCUGGAGCAGUACCCUACGACCCCUCACAUCGCCGCGCGUGUUCUCCACACAAUUCAUACCAACUACGACGAUAUCCACGACCAAACUGUGGCCGACCUUGGGUGUGGAUGUGGGGUAUUGGGGAUAGGGGCCAAGAUGUUGGGGGCCGGACAUGUGGUAGGGAUAGAUAUUGAUGAAGACGCUCUCGAUAUCAGUCAUAGGAAUGUGAAGGACUUGGAACUUGAGGUAGAUUUCAUUCAAAUGGAUGUCACCAAGAUAUGUGAACAUGUCAAACAGACACAAUCACAUGAUCAAGCAUCUUGUAUUGAGUUUGGGUCAGCAGGCUGUUUUAAGGAGAGCAGUUUUGAUACCGUGAUAAUGAAUCCGCCUUUUGGAACGAAGAAGAACCAAGGAAUUGACAUGAGAUUUGUACAGGCUGGCCUGUUCCUGGCUAAAAGGGCCGUGUAUUCUCUACAUAAGACCUCCACACGGGCUCACAUAGAGAAAAAGGCUAAAGAUUUUGGGGUGCACAUGGAAGUGUUGGCUGAGCUAAGAUUUAAUCUGGAGAACACCUUCAAGUGUCAUAAACAGAAAUCUGUAGAUAUUCAGGUCGACCUCAUUCGAUUCUCAUUUAAAUAG
Molecule: messenger RNA, 705 nt
Organism: Pecten maximus
Lineage: Eukaryota; Metazoa; Mollusca; Bivalvia; Pectinida; Pectinidae
Product: methyltransferase-like protein 5
Exons: 1
Coding region: 1-705 (234 amino acids)
Biological process (GO): rRNA methylation
Molecular function (GO): nucleic acid binding; rRNA (adenine-N6-)-methyltransferase activity
Source: RefSeq, a predicted model, not a curated record